CCCCGCCGCGCCGCCCGCCGAUCGAACGGACCGCACGGACCGCACGGUCGCCCUCGCGACCACCAACUCGAUCGCGGGCCCCAUCCGUCGUCGUCCGUCCCCAUCCGUGUCCCGAUCGUCCUACCUCUCGCUCAAUUCCGCCACCGCCACCGCCGUAUACGCGAUCCGAGAACCUGACGGGCCCGGACCCGAACCGUUAGACGUCGAAGGGAAAAACGGCGAACCGCGAUCCGUAUCCUUCCCGUGGUGUGUCAUGGGGUGUUUCGGCAGCCAGAACAAGGACAGCCAGGAUGAAAGCAAAAAUCAGAAGAGACGAUCCGAUGCCAUCACUAGGCAGCUGCAGAAGGAUAAGCAGGUCUACCGUGCCACCCACAGGCUGCUCUUGCUCGGAGCAGGAGAAUCUGGCAAAAGCACGAUCGUCAAACAGAUGAGGAUACUGCACGUCAAUGGUUUCAGCGAGGCGGAAAAACGGCAGAAGAUUGAAGAUAUUAAGAAGAAUAUUAGGGACGCCAUUUUGACGAUAACCAGUGCGAUGAGUACAUUAACGCCGCCCGUUACACUAGGAGACACGUCAAAUCAGAGCAGAAUGGACUAUGUCCUGGAAGUCUCGUCUUCCCCAGACUUCGAUUAUCCUCCGGAAUUCUACGAUAUCGUCGAAACACUUUGGAAAGAUCGAGGCGUUCAGCAAAGCUUCGAGAGAAGUAACGAGUAUCAACUUAUCGAUUGCGCCAAAUAUUUUCUAGAUAAGGUAGCCAUCGUAAAACAGCCAGAUUACACGCCCACGGAGCAGGACAUCCUGAGGUGUCGAGUCCUCACGUCUGGCAUUUUUGAGACGCGGUUUCAGGUCGACAAAGUAAACUUUCAUAUGUUCGACGUCGGCGGCCAGCGUGACGAAAGAAGAAAAUGGAUACAGUGUUUCAACGAUGUCACAGCGAUUAUAUUCGUCACGGCGUGUAGUAGUUACAAUAUGGUACUCAGGGAAGACCCUACAAAAUUGAGACUCAGGGAGAGUCUCGAUCUCUUUAAAAGUAUCUGGAACAAUCGGUGGCUCCGCACGAUCUCGGUAAUCCUAUUCCUAAACAAGCAAGAUCUAUUAGCGGAAAAGGUGAAAGCGGGCAAGCACAAAUUGGAGGAUUACUUCCCGGAAUUCGCGCGCUAUCAAACACCAGUCGAGCCCGGGAUGGCUGCGGAUCCCUCGGAAAUACCUGACGUCAUAAGGGCCAAGUACUUCAUAAGAGACGAGUUCCUCCGCAUAAGUACGGCGAGCGGCGAUGGCAAGCACUAUUGUUAUCCACACUUUACGUGCGCCGUCGACACGGAGAACAUCAAGAGAGUGUUCAACGAUUGCCGGGACAUCAUCCAGCGGAUGCAUCUGCGCCAAUACGAGCUCUUGUGACUUCGUUUCUGCCGACGUCUUCUGUCAUUAUUCGUUAAUCUGACGGUCACGCUCGUGCUGCAUCUUGAAUCGCAUCUGCUGCAGCCAGUGCGAACUGUGAAUGAGCGAGAGCGAGCUGUGCCAUCAACUAUAGCUAUAGCCUCGCGAGGAGGACUCGUUCGAGUUCCAUACACCUGGGUAUAUUCAGGUAACGCGUAGGGCUUCCUCGCCAGUCCAAAAUGGGAAAACCGAAAAACGGAAAAACGGAAAAACC
Messenger RNA from Acromyrmex echinatior (Panamanian leafcutter ant), 1649 nucleotides. It is a transcript of the gene Galphas, whose product is annotated as G protein alpha s subunit. Gene Ontology annotation, biological process: adenylate cyclase-activating dopamine receptor signaling pathway; sensory perception of chemical stimulus. NCBI's taxonomy places the organism in Eukaryota, Metazoa, Arthropoda, Insecta, Hymenoptera, Formicidae. Gene Ontology annotation, molecular function: GTP binding; G protein-coupled receptor binding; G-protein beta/gamma-subunit complex binding. The record is from RefSeq and is a predicted model, not a curated record. Gene Ontology annotation, cellular component: cytoplasm; heterotrimeric G-protein complex.